AUGGCCUCUAUCAACCGCAGCAAGAAGGGCCUCUCACAGUCUAUCCACAACCCGCAGGCUGACGAAGAAGUACAAUUGCGGCCGAGGCACUUCAUUGUUCGUGAGGGGAGCGCCAUCGUGCCCCUCAUUCCAGUCGACCUACUGCCAACUCAUCUGGAAAUUCACGGCGUACCGCGCCAAAUGAACAUCGAGGAAACGACGGGUAUGUCCAACCUAGGUACAUUCCCGAAGCCAAAAAGCCUGCUGCAAUUGUAUACCGUAUCUUUUGCCAAUGAUGUCUCUGGCCGUUCUGUUGAUAAUCUCUGUCGAGAUGGUCUGCAUACCCUCAACGGUGACGAGCCUCUCGAGCAUCUUGACCGGCCUCAUGAUCCCGCGCCGAACCCAGCCAUCCAGGCACCGGUGGCCAGAUGGAUUACCGACUGCGGGACCGAAGACUUGCAAUCUGCGGUCUCUAGGCCGGCCCCGACCACGGAAAAGCCGCAGCCGGUGGCGACCCGAGUCCUCGACUGGGCCGAAGACACAGAGUCCGUCUCCACAGACAAUUUCACCGCCACUGACGAGGACCCCCCGACAUCCUCGACGUUCAAUACGCAGUCCAACCCCAGGCAGGUACCUCAGGCUCAGCGGCCUUCGGUCACCAAGAAAAAAGAAAAAUCGGCCAUAGAGAUCGCAGACCGGAUGCUCGAGCUUAGUCGCACCCAGCACGCCAUCCGCCAGGGCCCGCCGUCGCAGAUAAACACGCAGACUAACGGCGACGGCACGGCGAAGCACCACCCCAAGCCGGGCAAGCAGAAGGUCCCCCGGCCACCGGGCAGUUUGUGCCGGCACUGGUGUCAGACAGGCCAGUGCAGUUGGGGCAUCGAGUGCCGAUACACGCACCAGAUGCCCGUGACGCUCGAGGGACUCGCGGACAUCGGCCUCAAGGAGCUGCCCGGCUGGUGGCGCAGGGCGGCCGGGUUACCCGUGGAGGGGACGAUCGACAUUCGCAUUUUUGCUGCCAGUGCCGGCAAUGGGAAGAAGAGCCCUUUCCCCGCCCUGACAGCGGGUGAUCCGUCACUGAUCCCGACACAUCCGUCCAAGAAGACUAGGUCGAAGGUGGACAAGGAAGAGAGAAAAAUGGCGGAGGAGGUUCACAUGGUUCGGCUUGGGUUUGAGAGGGCUCAGUCGACGGCGGCUUAUCCCGCGGUGGUGGGCGCUGGGAGCAGCAAGAAGCCGGUACUGGGACAAGUGCAGCUGCAGAUGCAGACGGGAAAAGGCCAGCCUCAGUCUGGGGAGGUUGAGAAGCUUGUAGAUAUCUGA
Molecule: messenger RNA, 1299 nt
Organism: Colletotrichum destructivum
Lineage: Eukaryota; Fungi; Ascomycota; Sordariomycetes; Glomerellales; Glomerellaceae
Product: Putative Zinc finger, CCCH-type
Exons: 1
Coding region: 1-1299 (432 amino acids)
Molecular function (GO): metal ion binding
Source: RefSeq, a predicted model, not a curated record